Molecule: messenger RNA, 1139 nt
Organism: Anopheles stephensi (Asian malaria mosquito)
Lineage: Eukaryota; Metazoa; Arthropoda; Insecta; Diptera; Culicidae
Gene: Lamtor4
Product: ragulator complex protein LAMTOR4 homolog
Exons: 3
Coding region: 748-1074 (108 amino acids)
Biological process (GO): positive regulation of TOR signaling; cellular response to amino acid stimulus
Cellular component (GO): Ragulator complex; lysosome
Molecular function (GO): guanyl-nucleotide exchange factor activity
Source: RefSeq, a predicted model, not a curated record
AUGACGGCGAGACUAUAAACAAUCGACGAAACACAGCCUUCAUUUCGUCGAUUUUGCUCCUGCAGUGAUUGUUUUAUUGUGUGGAUUGAAAAUGAGGUGAAAAUAGGGUUUUAUCAGCUCGUUCGUGACCCAAAGGAACUGUGUGAGAUAGUUCUACAAAGUGUUAAGCAAUAAAAAAACAUUAGAUUAGUGUUUUUCUUGAUACUAUUGUCUGAUUUCCCAUGCAGUUCCGUUUGUUUACCUAUUUGUCGUCACAAUAGUAGAUGAUUGUCUCGAAGAAGACUGCAACGCAGCAAAACAGAAGUACGUAAACGUGAAGCUACUAGUCUCAGAUUUGCGGCAUUACCACUUCCAGCACGGUACUCGCUCCGCAGACAGGAACAAAACAAAACGGCCCACAAUUCGCUGGGUGCUGCGGCGUAGUUGAUGAGUACUAUCAAAUACUGGCUUCUGGUAGCGUUCCGGCUGUUUACGCAUUUUUUCAUUUGACAAUUUAACCGCAUCGGGCAGCUAACGUUAGCUAGUGCUUCGGCCGCAACCAGCGGCACUGCUAGUAGCUUCUCGCGGUCAGCAUCGCCCAUCGGCCACUAUUCUCCUGCUUCGAAUCUCACCGAGGUGGUUGUAUGCGAGUCGCAUCACCAACCAUCACAGCAGGCGCAUCAUCAUCAUCAACACCAAAGUAACACCAGCAAGCAUAACUGCAGUGUCGUUGUGUGCGAUAGAAGCAGCAUCUUGAACGGUACCACGAUGUUGGAUCUUGAUCGUAAUCCACUACCGGACCAGCUUGGCUAUCUGGUGCUGUCCGAGGACGGAUCGGUUCAUGCUUCCGGAGGCGAGCUUGAAAACGAUGAGCGAAGUGCAAACAUAAUCAGCAAUCUGCUUACGCUUACAGAAAGCAUCGAUCCAGCCAUAUUCACUGCACGCUCCUGCAGGAAAGUGUCUAUCGUUUUCGCGGACCAUAGUUACACCAUAUGCCUUUCGAACAAACGCAUUUACGUGGUGAAGAAACGGAAUCGGCCCGAAACAUCCGCCAACAGCGGCAUCGAAUCGGAUAAUCAUUCAAUACUAGCAUGAUUUUACGCGCGUCUUUCGGAGUAAAAUAAAUAUUCGAUCGCUUUUGAGGAAGGCUUUACUUUCUA